Messenger RNA from Aspergillus saccharolyticus JOP 1030-1, 2186 nucleotides. RefSeq lists its product as uncharacterized. The transcript has a single exon. Gene Ontology annotation, biological process: transcription initiation at RNA polymerase I promoter; nucleolar large rRNA transcription by RNA polymerase I. Bases 112 to 2064 code for a protein of 650 amino acids. Lineage: Eukaryota; Fungi; Ascomycota; Eurotiomycetes; Eurotiales; Aspergillaceae. The record is from RefSeq and is a predicted model, not a curated record. Gene Ontology annotation, molecular function: rDNA binding; RNA polymerase I general transcription initiation factor activity. Gene Ontology annotation, cellular component: RNA polymerase I upstream activating factor complex.
ACUAACCAUCACUUUAGCCAUUCCCAUGGUCGCAUUGCUGGGUUGGAUUUGUUUAGGAGGAAAUGAUUCGGUCUCUACUUUGCCUACGCAUGUGGCGUGAGUUACUUGAUCAUGAGCAGCUCGAUAGACGAUGAUCCAUCGGACCCUGUUUACAUCGCCGACGAGAACACACUACCAGCAUCAUUGCUGGAAACCGCGGACCAUGAGAGAACACCACCAGAGCCCUCGAGGCUGACACGCAAAGCUACCACACGAACCUCUGCUCUUGAAUACAUGCGCUUGGCGCUUCCAAGAAAAACGGUGGAAAUAUAUGCCGAUGUGUUAAGACAGCUUACCAGUGAUAAUUCCUUCGAUUCUGCGGAUCCUGACACCGAGAGACAUAAUUCUACCCAAGAUGGGGUCGUGAUAUGGAGCCCACAGGAGAAGGACAUCCUCUAUCGCGUUCUAGAGCGAAAAGGCAAGGAGGGUAUUCGCGAAGCUGCGCGCGCACUGGGCUCGAAGUCUGAAAUCGAAGUGCAGGAACACCUCCAACUCUUACAUAGCAGUUUCCAAAGGCGCCAUCUGGAAGCAGGUCAUAGUCGGGCAAUCCUGCUGGCUGAUGUACCCGCUGCUGCCGAGAUCGGCGAGGAAUGCCACGCAGUUCUCGAGAAUUACGCUGAGCUACUUCGGCUGGAGGAGCAACAGGAGGAGGAUGUUGCUGGCAGACAGAAACAUCACAAUUUUUGGAUAAUUAAUCAACGGUCAGCUGCGUACUUGGAUUCCCAGGCCAAGACAGCGAAAAUUGACUCUCGACCGAAAGCGAGAGAAUUGAGUCAUCAUAAUACGACAAACGCGAGCGAUCAAAUUUCAGAGAAGGCGAACGGCCAUGCAGCAAAAGAUAUGGAAAAAGGAAGCUCGGCCCAACUGGAUACUCAAGGCGCGGAUUCACACAACUAUUCCAGUGUGCAUCUUACCGCUGGCUUGUUCAGAAUGGAGAACUGGGUUCGUCUCUCGGAGCGGCUUUUCAUGAAUUUUGGAAGCACACGCUUGGACGACAACUGGCAUCACCUCUCUUUUGCAGAUGAGAACCCAUCUUUGACGGCUGACGCAUUCGCCGAUUUCUACGCACUGGCCGUGAGUUUAACACGCCGCCUCGUACAGUCAUCUCUCUUCUUUGCGGAGGCCAGGUUGCGCAAGUGGAGAGACGCUGGCCAGGAAAGGGCCCUCGAAGUCAAAAGCCGCGAUGUUAGGACAGCGCUGGACGUGCUUAACAUUAACCGAAAUAGCUCCGAAUUCUGGGUUGGACUCGCGCGGAGGCUCUCCCUCGACGUUGUAGACAAUCGUCACGUGAAAGAUUGGAAAUCGAUUCAGAUGGACUAUGACGAAGUAGAAGACAUUCUCUCUGGGAGGCUGCCAUUGCCUACGCAACCGGGUUCAAUCUCAAGGAGUGUGUCUAGGGCCCGCGGUGGGAUUGAGGUGGCAGAUGAGCACGACUCAGACAGUGGUAGCACAAUUGAGCAUCUUGUCUCUGGCCAGCCAGCUCCAUCGUCAUUCAUGGAUGAAGAUCCGGUCGACUCGGAAGAUGAUUAUGCCGAGUAUGUCGACAAAGAAGCGAGCCGUACGGAGGAGUCCAAUCUUUGGAAGCUCAUCGGUCGGCCGCACCCGCGUACUACUUCACGCGUCCCUGGGCAUGAUGAGGUCGAGGGUGUGAAUGAAAGUGAUCUUCUUUCGAUGAAGCCAGAAUCCCGCAAAAGGCCAUUUGGCGAACGGAAGUCAAUGGAGGAUCUGCUCGACUGGCGAGAUCGGUUGCAAUACCGGAGUGAGUGGGAGGAGUACGGCCACGAGGUUUUCGACUUGCAAGACGAGAUUCUUGAGAACAGAAGAAAAAGACGCCGUCAUGAGCAUGAGGAUUCGCCGUCUUCUUCACCGGCUCUCGUCGAUUCGGACGACAGCGUACUUCUCUCCGAUGUGCCCCAUGAUGACAUGUCUUUGAUCCACAAUUCAGAGGAUGUCGAUCGGGUUAAUUCCGGUAAUAGCUCACUCGAAGAGCCAUUAUAUGGCGAUGAGAGCGGUGUUGACUUCUAGUAUGUGGUAUGGAUAUUCUUAGGGAAUUUUCUUGUGUACAUUAUGACCUUCUUACGAUAGCAUGGAAGCGCGAUACCCAGUCGGUGAGCAUAAUACAUACGUUCCAGAUAAUUCAGUCGCAG